CUCACAGACAGUCACCUGGCCCGGCGCGUGCUGCUCCUUCUCUCCCCCAUCCCGCACCUUACACGCCUGCGAGGGGAAAACAUAGAAACUGUGAUACAACUCCCCACCGCGUCUCAUACACACACACAAGGGGUGGACUCGCACACGCAUACACACCACCUCCUCCGUCGUGGUGUCUUUAGAGGUCGAUGUAAAAUGACACGUCGUGGAGACACCAACAACGACACCACCAAGACGACCUUCUACCCCUCAGCACUCCCCAGUGACUCGUCGUGAAGUGAGAUACCAGUGCUGUAGUUAAUAACUUUUUUAAAAGAAAGACGGACACUGAAAAAUUAACAGAAAUGAAGUAGAACGGUGCGACAGGUGUCAGCUGAUCCGUCGGCCGGUCAAGGUGCGUCGGACCUCGGUAUUUUUAGUGUGUGUGUUUGCGUGUGCGUGUGUGCAUGUGUGUGUGCGUGUGUGUGUGUGGAGGAGCACCCCGGACUUAAUGAUCAUGGUGAGUGCGACAGUGGUCAUGGGGACAUAAGGCGGUGGAGUCACUUACGCGUUAAUUCCUGCGGCGCGAUGAUUGGAUAGCAUCAACAACAGUUCCUCCUUAACCUCUUCCUCCUCAUCCUGCCCCUCAUCCCCUUCCUCCUCCUCCACCUCAUCCUACCCUCCGCCUCUUCCCUCACCUCCAAUCCUACUCCCCCACCUUCUCCUGAACCCUCAACUGGAGGUCCUGCUUGAAAAGGAACACGUCCAAGUGCUUGGCCCUCAGCCCUGGGAGUCAAGAAAGUGUCUGUAGCGGAACACUGUUUGAUGAAGGCUCAACAACUCCUGUUGGGGACGAUGAACUUCCCAGCGUUGAGACAGAGCCAGAGCCAGUGUUCAGGGUGUUGAGAAAAGGCCCGAUUGAGGAACCCUGACAGAAAAGGGUUACUUCCUAGUGUACGAAGAGUCCAAAUGUGGAUCACAGACAGAAGGGGGCUAUAUAACACUACUAGACAGGGGCUACUGCGUAUAACACUACCAGAAAGGGACUUAUGCCUAGUGUUAUACCCAAGUGUUGUCCAGAGGUGACCCGCUCCACGCGCCCCGCUCCACGCACGCUGAACUAACCAGUUUGGCGUGCUGGUGGUGGUGUGGUUGUUGUCGUUGUUGCUGUUGAGCGGCUGUUAUUACCAUCAUGCUCUCUGCCCUACUGCACCUGCUGCCGCUGCUGUUCCUGCCCCCCGCUGCCCCAGCAUUCGUCUGUCUAGACGCCGGUGUGUGAGCCUGAGGAUCACCCCCUCUCACAGUCGCCGCCCAUGACUUACUCCAUCUACCUGCAGGCCUGUGUCGACAACUACGAACACGUCAACCUGUCCACUCAUGAGAGUUGGUGUAACGCUACCUGGGACCUGGUGUUGUGCUGGCCGCCCACGCCCGCAGGAGGGAGCACUCGGCUGCCCUGCCCACCCGUCAAGGGGGUCGAUCCUUCAAAGUAUGUGUACAAGCACUGUGAUGGGUCGGGUCGGUGGACAGGCAAGACCCCGGGGGACUUCACACUGCCCCAGGGAUGGACCAACUACACUGUGUGCUUCACCAAGGCCAUCCAGGAGAUCAUGCAAGAACUGUACAAGCAGUCUGAUGAAGACGCCCAGACGAAGCUGAACAUCGCCCUGGGUACUCGCAUCAUGGAGAUAGUGGGUCUCAGUCUCUCCUUGGCGUCCCUCUGUGCCUCGCUCGCCAUCUUCUUCCACUUCAGGAGUUUGAAGAACAACCGGACGAGGAUCCACCGCAACCUGUUCGUGGCGAUGGUGAUCCAGGUGAUGAUCCGUCUGGUGCUGUAUAUCGACCAGGCCAUCAUCCGCGGCCACAUCGUCGGUCACUCGCCUACGAACACCAACGCCCCCAGGCAGGGAAUCGACAACACGCCCAUGUUAUGCGAGGCAUCUUAUGUUCUCCUGGAGUACGCACGCACCGCCAUGUUCAUGUGGAUGUUCAUCGAGGGGCUGUACUUACACAACAAGAUAACAGUUACAGUGUUCCACCACAAGUUCUACUACAGUGUGUAUCACGCCGUGGGGUGGGGAGUGCCAGUACUCCUGACCGCCGCCUGGGCCACCGCCACCGCCAUGCACUACGGCAACUCAAGGUGCUGGUGGGGAUAUAACUUCACCUCGUAUUUUUGGAUCUUGGAGGGGCCUCGCUUCUCAGUUAUUUCGAUGAACAUGGUGUUCCUUCUGAACAUCAUCAGAGUGUUGGUCACCAAGCUGAGGCAGAGUAAUUCCAGCGAGGCUCUGCAGGUCAGGAAGGCGGUGAAGGCGGCCAUUGUGUUACUGCCACUGCUUGGCAUCACUAACGUGCUCAACAUGGUGGCGGCGCCCCUGGGACGCUCGGCGGCAGAGUUCGGGCUGUGGUCGUACGCCACUCACUUCCUCACCUCAUUCCAGGGCUUCUUCAUCGCCCUCCUCUACUGCUUCCUCAACGGCGAGGUACGGACGGCGGUUAGGAAGUACGUGGACAACUACCUACUCCACCGCAGCGCCGGGGUGCGUCGAGGGUCUGGGCUGUCGUCCGUCUUCCUCACCACAGUGACUGACCUGCCAAGGGACCGGCACGGCCGGACCAGACACCUCUGUGCCUGCCUGAGGGGCAAUCACAGUCCUACACAUGGAUCGUACUUAUGACAGUUGCGACGACUCCCUGGCUGCCCCAAGAAGGUCGUCAGGGGGUCGGCGGCGCACCAUCACCACCUACGCAAGAAAAGGUCUCACGACCGCUCUACCUUCAGCACGGGGCGACGUGACGGCGUGGGCACGGCUCACACCACUCCAGCCACUCUGCACGCCACUCGCGACGCUCCAUCCUUCGCGGACUCCACCACCACGCCCUCCAACACCUGUCACGUCUUUCCCGACAUUGAGCUAGACUCCACCGACGCCUCCAAUGCCAUGCCGUCGCUACAUAUGGUAGCGUCCCACUGUCUCAGGCAAUGUAGUCGUUUCAGCCUGCCGGAGGCGCAGUUAGAGUGUACCAAGGCUCGAUUAAAGGACCCGGAAGCAGAGUGCGAUCAGGACUGCUGCUGCCUCCAUGAGUCCUCCAGUACCGCCCUGGAGCAGCUGAGGGACAGCCCCAGUAGAGGGGCAGGUGAGGAGCAGGAAGGGGGCGACAUAGCGCUGAGGACACUUAAGCCUCACAGGUCCUAUUCUUUAAGGCUCACUAGGAACUACAACUCCAACAGCUCUCGAGUGAGGGAACAAGACAGCAGUUUUACUAAUGGGCCUUCAAAACCCCACCUUAAUUGUACUGACUGCCAGUGUAAGAGUGCUCAGCGAGUCUCGGAUGUGUUGGUCGACGCGAGACAUAAAAAUCGCUCGUCCCAAGUUAGUUCCGUGGCGGAAAUCCCUGAAGUGUGCUCGAGCCUCGUAGCCCCAUGUGCCUCCUGUCAAUCCCAGACGUCACGGGACUCCUGCUACGACCACCAACGAGACGACGUCGAGGACGUCGAGGACGUCGCGGAGGAGGUGACUGAGUCAGGGUGCUCUGACGCGCGCUCAGAAUUCGAAGAAGUUAUCAUCACUACUACCUGCUAGCACUGUUACUGUCGAGUUAACAGAAGGAAACAACAGAUCUGGUACCUCAUCCUGCUAGCUGUGUAGUCCUAAUAUUAACAGCUGGAGAUGAGAGCAGCGCUCUUUAAGAGCCAUUAUCUUAACAGUACAGAAAGGGUAGUAGUGAAGAGGAUGGCCAGCCUACUCUCAUAACAAGAGCAGGAGUUCAUUGCCUUCUCAUCCCUCUCUUCCACAAUUCUUGCAGUGGCUCGCAUCCUCAGUACUUCAAGCAUCCUCAGAGACAAGACAGUGAGGGCUGCCCUCUAUGCUCUGACCCGGGAACCCCACGUCUCAGACCACAUGGGCCUUCACCUCACCUCUAAAAUUAAGCUCGUCCGACAAUUUAAGUGUUUUUAAACAGUCUUUAGUGACGACUCUUGACAACAGAUGUGGCCAGUUCGUGCUGUUCAGGACUCGGGAAAGAGUCAUAAGAUAUGUAAAAAGCAAAAAAAAAAACAUUAAGGUUUAUGUCAAAAAUUUCUUAGGCUAGUGUGUGAUAUUUCUACACGUUCUUAGUGUCAGUGAGCUGUAAGUAAUCCGCCUUUUGAGAUUGAAUCCCCUUGUUGGAUUUAGACCAAUAUAUCUAUUUCUUUUUUGAGAUGUCGCUUAUUAAAAUAUACAUGAUUGUAAAUGUCGCUAUCGUAAAAACUUUACUUCUAAACUAAAUUACAAAAGACAUGAGAAGGCCAAGAGGAUGUCCAGCAGUUACAUAAAAUAUUGGUUUAAAAAGAAAAUUUAAAUAUUCCACAAUUUUUCCCAUUCUCAGAGGAAUUCAAUUCAUAAUAUUCUAGUUUCUUCUUUUCAAUAAUAACCAAAUUUGGCGAUAAAUUUAAGCCUAUCUCGAUUAUAGUAAAAAAUAAAUAAAAAUAUAUGGUUUUAUCGAGAAGCAAAAUUUUCCUGUAAAUUUGUUAUUUUCUUUGGUGGUAAUAGAUAACAUGGGUCUGGAUUUAUAGACUACCUGAAGACGAUAAGAAACUACCUGUGUGGGUGAGGUGACCUACUCACCUUACUCCAACACUGUCCAGUAAGUCACUAUGUGUAUGUCAAAAACCAUUACAUUAACAAUAAUAAUAAAAAGCGUUAUCAGUCUUCACAAUAGAUGAGGUACAGGUAAUUACACCAAUGGACACCAAAGCAUUCGCUUAUAUCGCCACAACAACCAUCACCACCGCAACCAUUACCCCCAACAACCAUCACCACUGCAACCAUCACUGCCGCAACCAU
Messenger RNA from Homarus americanus (American lobster), 4805 nucleotides. RefSeq names its product PDF receptor-like. Gene Ontology annotation, cellular component: plasma membrane. Bases 1293 to 2657 code for a protein of 454 amino acids. Gene Ontology annotation, molecular function: G protein-coupled peptide receptor activity. NCBI's taxonomy places the organism in Eukaryota, Metazoa, Arthropoda, Malacostraca, Decapoda, Nephropidae. The record is from RefSeq and is a predicted model, not a curated record. The transcript has 13 exons. Gene Ontology annotation, biological process: adenylate cyclase-modulating G protein-coupled receptor signaling pathway; cell surface receptor signaling pathway.